Messenger RNA from Molossus molossus (Pallas's mastiff bat), 1714 nucleotides. RefSeq names its product synaptotagmin 5 (gene SYT5). The record is from RefSeq and is a predicted model, not a curated record. Gene Ontology annotation, cellular component: dense core granule; axon; synaptic vesicle membrane. Bases 176 to 1354 code for a protein of 392 amino acids. Gene Ontology annotation, biological process: synaptic vesicle endocytosis; cellular response to calcium ion; calcium ion-regulated exocytosis of neurotransmitter. NCBI's taxonomy places the organism in Eukaryota, Metazoa, Chordata, Mammalia, Chiroptera, Molossidae. Gene Ontology annotation, molecular function: clathrin binding; syntaxin binding; calcium-dependent phospholipid binding. The transcript has 9 exons.
CUCCGCCCAGCCGCGCCCCCGCCCCACCGCGCUCCACUAUCAGCACCGCGGACAGCGCCAUCCGCCUGCGUCAGUCAGGGCCGGCGCCUCAGUGUCUCCUGGGGAGGGUCUUGUCCAGCUGCUUGGGCAGGGCGCUCGGGUGCCUCCGCAGAAACGAUCAUAGGACCCUGCUGCCAUGAUUCCCGAGCCCCCAACCCCGGGGCCUCCAGCGCCUGACACGCCUCCGGAUUCGAGUCGCAUCGGCCACGGCCUUGUGCCCCCCUGGGCCCUGGCCACAAUCGUGCUGGUGUCAGGCUUCCUCGUCUUCAGCUGCUGUUUUUGUCUGUACCGGAAGCGUUGUCGAAGGCGGAUGGGCAAGAAGAGCCAGGCCCAAGCCCAGGUCCACCUUCAGGAAGUAAAGGAACUGGGCCGGAGUUACAUAGACAAGGUGCAACCGGAGGUGGAAGAGCUGGAGCCGACCCUCUCCGGGCAAGGGCAGCAGGUGGGGCAAGGGCAGCAGGUGGCAGACAAGCAUGAGCUCGGACGAUUGCAGUACUCACUGGAUUAUGAUUUCCAGAGUGGCCAGCUGCUGGUAGGCAUCCUGCAAGCCGAGGGGUUGGCAGCCUUGGAUCUGGGCGGCUCUUCCGACCCCUAUGUGCGGGUUUACCUGCUGCCAGACAAGCGGAGGCGGCAUGAGACCAAGGUGCAUCGGCAGACACUGAACCCACACUUUGGGGAGACCUUUGCCUUCAAGGUCCCCUACGUGGAGCUGGGAGGCAGGGUGCUGGUCAUGGCGGUGUACGACUUUGACCGCUUCUCCCGCAACGAUGCCAUUGGGGAGGUGCGAGUCCCCAUGAGCUCCGUGGACUUGGGGAGGCCAGUGCUGGCCUGGCGGGAGCUGCACACGGCUCCGAGGGAGGAGCAGGAGAAACUAGGGGACAUCUGCUUCUCCCUCCGUUAUGUCCCCACUGCCGGAAAGCUCACCGUCAUCGUCCUGGAGGCUAAAAACCUGAAGAAGAUGGAUGUCGGAGGGCUGUCAGAUCCGUAUGUCAAGGUUCACCUGCUGCAGGGCGGCAAAAAGGUGCGGAAAAAGAAAACGACCAUCAAGAAGAACACGCUGAACCCCUAUUACAACGAGGCCUUCAGCUUCGAGGUGCCCUGUGACCAGGUCCAGAAGGUCCAGGUGGAGCUGACCGUGCUGGACUAUGACAAGCUGGGCCAGAACGAGGCCAUCGGGAGGGUGGCUGUCGGAGCAGCGGUCGGCGGAGCUGGCCUGCGGCACUGGGCAGACAUGCUGGCCAACCCUCGGCGGCCCAUUGCCCAGUGGCACUCACUGCGACCCCCUGACCGAGUGAGGCCACAGCCUGCUCCCUGACCCCACCUUAAAGCCCCUGAUCCCAGAUUCCUGGCCAAAGCCAUGCCUAGGCCCACCCUUAAGCCUUCUCUGAGUACUAACCCUCCCACCCUCACCCCUCCACCCCAACCAUCUGACCCAUUCCUGCCUUCUCACCCCUCCUUGGUAUGCCAAUCAUGACCCUAAGACCACAAUAGAUUGCCAAUUCCUCCAACACACACACCCAGAAGCCCCCAGGGACUCCUGGGGGAGGGGAACAGCUUGGCCUUCCCCCACCCCACCCAGGGUCUCUCCCUCUGCUUUGACAAUCAGUGAUCCAAUCUUACUGUCCCCUUCACCCCACACAGGAUCAUCCAUCCUGUCCCCAGUCUCAUUCCUGUC